Molecule: messenger RNA, 3673 nt
Organism: Dinoponera quadriceps
Lineage: Eukaryota; Metazoa; Arthropoda; Insecta; Hymenoptera; Formicidae
Gene: app
Product: palmitoyltransferase ZDHHC5
Exons: 9
Coding region: 752-2632 (626 amino acids)
Biological process (GO): protein targeting to membrane; peptidyl-L-cysteine S-palmitoylation
Cellular component (GO): endoplasmic reticulum; Golgi apparatus
Molecular function (GO): protein-cysteine S-palmitoyltransferase activity
Source: RefSeq, a predicted model, not a curated record
CGAACGCGACGACCAGAUGCGACGGCUUUCACAACACAGCGCGGUGUUCCGUAAAUAUGCGAGUUGUAUUAUCAUCGCUCGCGGCUGCGACGACGACGACGGUCUGAGAUACGCGAUGCUGUGGCUGCCCGGAACGUAGUGCGCGCGUCACGAGCCCCGUGGACGAUCGAGCAGCGCUGGUGCACGAUUCGCGGCCUCGGUGACCCAAUUUACCCGAACGAAGGCUCUCUUUUCUUCCCUUCGCGACGACGAGGAGGACGGACGGAGUCCACGGUUACGACCCUUCUUCCUGCCGCGAACACUGUCUGAAGUCGGUGACCCCUCUGAUCGGACGGAAGUGAGUUCGCGAUCUUUCCGUAUGCGCGAGUUCACGCGAUAGAGUAAAGAGUGUGCCUCUCUCGUGCGCGCGCGCGAGAGCGAAUUCCGUCAGGGUGGCUCUGGACUCUCGUCGAGUCGACGCGAAAUUAGGUUAAGUCUCUCUGUCUGUCUGCGAGAGCUCAACAGGCGGGUCUCUCCCGAAUCGGCGGUGUCGUAUGACAAGCGUCUCGUCGCGUUCGAAUGCUGUCACCCGCCGCAGCGUGUUAUGACUCGAGGACGGGGGAGCUCCGGGGGAGCAAGAUGAGACAUGAUGCUUGUCGUUCGCGAGCGAGAACUUCGAGCGAGAAGGAGCAGCGUCACGACCGCCGCAUCACGACGACGACAACUGUGAUAAACCCCGAGCGAUCGGCCAGCGGGAUUCGCACGCACAUUUAUGACAGUACGUGAGAGGAACUUUACCCUCGUCGUCAAGUGCAAGAUGCCUCACAUCACGCGAAAGUGGGAGCUAUUCCCGGGUAGGAAUCGCUUCUGUUGCGACGGCCGGGUGAUGAUGGCACCGCAGACUGGGGUGUUCUACGUCACCGUCUGCCUCAUCGCCGGCACCAGCGGAUUGUUCUUUGGCUUCGAUUGCCCAUUUUUGGCGCUACAUAUAACACCAGCGAUACCAGUGAUAGGAGGUUUAUUAUUUAUAUUUGUAAUGUCUGCUUUGUUCCGUACAAGCUUCAGCGAUCCCGGAGUAAUCCCACGAGCGACACCUGAUGAAGCUGCUUACAUUGAGCAACAAAUUGAGGUACCAAACAAUGGUAACUCCAAAACAUAUAGACCUCCCCCUAGAACAAAAGAAGUCUUAGUCAGAGGACAACCAGUGAAACUGAAGUAUUGCUUUACAUGCAAAAUAUUCAGGCCACCGAGGGCCUCUCAUUGUAGCUUAUGUGACAAUUGUGUAGAGAGGUUUGAUCAUCACUGUCCAUGGGUUGGUAACUGCGUGGGCAGGAGGAAUUAUAGAUAUUUUUAUGCUUUUAUAGUAUCCCUGGCGUUUCUUUGCGUUUUCAUAUUUGCAUGUGCGGUCACACAUUUAAUUAUGCUUACGAAAGAUGACAAGCCAUUUCUGGAAGCUCUCCGAAUGUCUCCGAGCAGCGUCAUUGUCGGAGUGAUAUGUUUCUUUUCCGUUUGGAGUAUCUUGGGCCUCGCCGGCUUUCACACGUAUUUAACCACGAGCAAUCAAACAACUAACGAAGAUAUUAAGGGAUCGUUCUCGAGUAAAAGAGGACAGGAGAGCUUUAAUCCCUAUAGCCAAGGAAAUAUCUGCGGGAAUUGUUUCUACGUAUUAUGCGGGCCGUCUCCGCCUAGUUUAAUCGAUCGAAGAGGAAUAGUUACGCCCGAGUAUCGCGCGGAGCAAGAGAGGGUCGGCGAUGAGAAUGUGAUUACUAAUAAUAAGACAUACGGCACGGUGAAGAUUGUGCAGCCUCAGUCGAACGGCACAACGGUUCAGACAAGCCCCAGCACGGAACUGACAGACUCGAUGAACAACCUGGUCUCCGGUCUACAUUCGCCGAGAAUAGAGUCGAUAAACGGUGAGUUAACCCUCCUAAGGCAUCCCGCGUCACGUUGCCCCGAGGAUCUGCCGAAAUAUCCGCGCCAGUACAUAACAAACGAUGCUUACGCCGCGCCGCCGCAGUAUCCGGCGCAGCAGCAGCAUUGCUCUCAGGAUUCAGUGAAACAUAUUAAGUACACCGAGGUAGAUCGGUUGAAUCCGGACUUUCAGAAGUCUUAUCCGUGUAGAUGCGAGGAAGGCUUAAACAAGUAUCCUCAUAGAUGUAGAGAGGAGUAUCAUAGGUGCUCGGACAACAACCUAAUAUACGAUCAGUGCGUUCAGAAUGGCGAUCAAAAGUACGCCAUUGAUCUUCAGAAGUACCCUCAGAGAUACUCCGAGGACCCGUUGCGUUACAAGAUAAGCGAUAAUAAGAACGGUUACACCGAUCUGCAAAAGUUCCCCCAGUGUUAUUCCGAGGACCCGUUACGACUGACUCAGUCCCCUCACACGCUCAGGUAUAACAACCUAAGAUGCGCCGAUCAUAGCCUAAAGUAUCCGAUAUCGAAGGCCAUUCUGCCGGCGCGUAUCUUAGGCACGGGCGGGAUACCGAUCAUCGGGCAGACCGCGAUAGGCCUCGUGGUAAACAGAUUCGGCUCCGGGCCGCUGACCAAUAAUUUGUCCUACGCGGAGAACUCGUUGUGUCCGAGCGAUAGUACGGAGGAGGAUCUCCUGAAUCGACGUUUCAUUAUGAGCUCACUCAGCGACAACGAGGAUAUUUAACGUCUAUUGUAAAGCCCAACGUCUCUCGAAUAUACCAUUUGACUCGAUUGUAAUACUGGGAAACAGCUAUAAUUAGUACACUUACCACGGAAGAAAAACGAAUCGUGGACUCAUAACGUUAGAAAAGAGAGAGCUUUAAUAUAAUUAGAUCAUUAUUCGUCCUCUUCUCUGAAAAUCUUACGCUAAGGGAAUAGAAUCAUUUGUACAUAAACGGUUAUACGAUUGUUCUUGAUUCCUAUAUUAUCGGGAAUUAAAAUAAUGAAAGAAAUUAUAUAUAUAUAUAUAUAUAUACAUAUACGAAUACCAAGAGAGAAAAAGUUGAAUUUAAUUGUUGCGAAAAAGAGAUCUAUUUAUUUUUUGAAGGUACCGUUUUGCAUAGAUCUUUAUUUUAAGGAUAAUGUGUAUAUUAUGGUUAUGGUUGUAUAUGUGUGGUAUACAGUGAGUUAAGGCAUUAGACCAUAUACCAAAUUAUGUUUGUUCGAUAUAUGCAUGGGUUCUUUGAAGUAUCUCGUUCCUUAGGUAUCCCAUCAUAUUUAGGUUUUACAUAUAUGAAAGAGAGAUAAAAGAGAAACUAGUUUUGUCGAGUUCUCGAGAUUUUUACUGAACUAUCAUCGUUUCUCUUCAAUAUGUUUUUCUCAAUCCAAAGAUUAUCUCAUAAUUUACACGCAAGUAGAUAUUUUGCAAAUAAUAAUUAUUUUUAUUAUAAAAGCGGAUGUGAAGUUUCAUGCGAAGGAAUAUUCUUAACGUGUAUUUUUUGAGAGUCGAAUUAUCGAGUUCGAAAAAAAAAAGGAAUUCCUUUUAGGUAUGAAUAUAUAUAUAUAUUUUUAUGUAUAUAUAUAUUUAUACAUAAGUCUUUUAGCAAUUAGUAAGCACUUGGACAUAACUCAAUAAAUUGUAUUUCUUUGUUGUUUAAAAUUACGUCCUGUUAUCGAGGGCUCAGAGCGUACUACUCGGUAGUACUACGAACAGUAUAAGCCAACUCGUUACCAACGAAGUACCAUUAGCGUCUCUCAACAUAGCGCCGAUCGACAUCGACGAGAU